Cyclocybe aegerita is the source of this 1656-nucleotide messenger RNA. The record is from the annotation of a GenBank genome assembly. NCBI's taxonomy places the organism in Eukaryota, Fungi, Basidiomycota, Agaricomycetes, Agaricales, Hemipholiotaceae.
AUGGCUAGCUUCCAGGAGAAAGGAUCAAGCAACGGAUCGCAAGAAAAGGUCCUUGCUCGUGUUGAUGCUGCUUAUGUCUUAGACGAGCGACGCCGAGCUGCUUUGGCUGAAGUUGACAAUGCCAAGUUUUCUUGGUUCCAUGCCAAAGUCUGUCUCGUCGCCGGUGUUGGUUUCUUCACCGAUGCCUACGAUAUCUUCGCAAUUAACAUCGCCUCCGUGAUGCUGGGAUACGUUUAUGGACCAGAUCACAAAGGUCUCAACAAGCAACAGGAUCUCGGUGUCAAAGUAGCCACUCCUGUCGGCACCUUGGUUGGUCAAAUUCUCUUCGGUUGGUUGGCAGAUCUGGUCGGACGAAAGAGAAUGUACGGUGUAGAACUACUUAUCAUCAUUGUCGCGACUUUCGCCCAAGCUCUGUCCGGAAAUGCCGCCGCCGUCCACAUCGUCGGCGUUUUGAUCGUCUGGCGCUUCAUCAUGGGUAUUGGCAUUGGAGGCGAUUAUCCUCUUAGCGCCGUUAUCUCCUCUGAAUUCGCGUCCACGAAGAUUCGUGGUCGCAUGAUGACCGCUGUGUUCGCUUCGCAAGGCUGGGGCAACUUCACUGCUGCCUUGGUUGCCUUUAUUAUUACCGCCGCCUACAAGAGUGCCAUCCUUUCCACGCCGUCCGUCGAAGAGCUCGACGCUGUCGAUUACAUGUGGCGUCUCCUCAUCGGUCUCGGAUGUGUGCCCGGCGUAGUCGCCCUCUACUUCCGUCUGACUAUUCCCGAAACCCCCCGUUUUACCAUGGAUAUCGAACGCAACAUCGACCAAGCGUCCGCUGACAUCAAGAACGUCCUCACCAACCGCAGGAGUAAUCUCGACGAGGAUGCACCUGUUCAGCGCAUUGAAGCCCCCAAGGCGAGCUGGAACGACUUCACCACCUACUUCGGACAGUGGAAGAACUUCAAGAUUAUCUUCGGAACCUCGUAUUCGUGGUUUGCUCUCGACAUUGCCUUCUAUGGCCUUGGCCUCAACUCCGCUAUCAUCUUGCAAGCCACUGGUUUCGGAAAGCCCUCUACGACCGGCGUCAGGGGGGUCUACGACAAUUUGAACAAUAUUUCCGUCGGCAACCUUAUUCUGUCAGCUGCUGGCCUGAUUCCCGGAUACUGGGUCUCUUUCCUGUUCAUCGAUUCCUGGGGUCGCAAGCCCAUCCAACUCAUGGGUUUCAUCGUCCUGACUAUCCUCUUCGUUAUCCUUGGCUUCGGUUACGACAAGCUCGUCGCCACCGCCGCAUCCACCAAGGCGUUUGUGUUCCUUUACUGCCUCGCCAACUUCUUCCAGAACUUUGGUCCUAACGUCACGACCUUCGUCAUUCCUGGAGAAAUCUUCCCUACCCGCUACCGUUCGACUGCCCACGGCAUCUCUGCUGCCAGUGGAAAACUCGGAGCCAUCGUCGCACAAGUCGGCUUCAGCCAGCUGAAGGAUAUUGGUGGCCCGAACAAAUUUGUGAAGCACAUUCUCGAGAUCUUUGCUUUCUUCAUGUUGACCGGCAUCUUCUCUACUCUCCUGCUACCUGAGACAAAAGGAAAGUCUCUCGAAGACCUCUCUAACGAAGAUCAAGAGGGCUUCGUCAGAGGUCCAGCUGGUGGAAUUAUCACAAACCCCGCUGCUAUCGCUAGUUAG